AGUGUUAAGAGAUCACUGAAAUUGGAUCAUCUGUUAGAAGCAAAUUCAUUUGAUUCUUCAAAAAUCACAAGGAAGAAAAGUAUUACAACUUAUUCUCCAACAACUGGAACUUGUCAGAUGAGCCCAUUUGCUUCUCCUGCAAGCUCUAAAGAACAAGAGCACAAAAAUGAACCAUCAAAUGGAAAAAGGAAAAAAUUGAGUUACCUCAGUUUAACCAAAAGGAAGGAAUCUACAACAAAAGACAAUGAUGAAUUCAUGGUGUUGCUAUCUAAAGUGGAGAAAUCAUCAGAAGAAAUCAUAGAAAUAAUGCAAAACUUAAGCAGUAUACAGGCUUUGGAGGGCAGUAGAGAGCUUGAAAAUCUCCUUGGUAUCUCCCGUGCAUCAUGUUUCUUACCAAGAGAAAUGAAGAAAACAAAAGAACUAAUGAAAAAAGUAACAGAACAAAAACUGUUUGAAAAGAAGAGUUCAGGACUUCCCAACAAAGAAUUAUAUCAUCUUGACAGCUAUGAAUUCCUUAAAGGCAUUUUAAACUGAGGCAUUUAAAAGAAAUGCACUUACUGUGAACACCAACUUCUUCUGCAUCUGCCUGAUCGUAUUUAAAGGAACAGAGGAAAUGUUUGUAAUUAAUCUGCCCAGUAAAUACCAGAUCAUAGCACUAGGCAGGUGCAUGUCUAGAUAAAAUUUCUUGCAGCUAAUUUAAACUUUCUACAUACACCAGUAGAUAAUCUCAAUGUAAAUAAUACAUUUCUUCUCGACCCUUUAAUGUAAGCCAACAUGUAGAAGAGGAUAUUAACUUCUAUUCUGUAUCACAUACAUUUCUGUAUCCUUUUAGCAUUUGUGGACAGAUUUAAAGCAUUUAUGAAGAUGGCA
Molecule: messenger RNA, 870 nt
Organism: Odobenus rosmarus divergens (Pacific walrus)
Lineage: Eukaryota; Metazoa; Chordata; Mammalia; Carnivora; Odobenidae
Gene: ITGB3BP
Product: integrin beta 3 binding protein (beta3-endonexin)
Exons: 8
Coding region: 118-534 (138 amino acids)
Biological process (GO): regulation of DNA-templated transcription; CENP-A containing chromatin assembly
Cellular component (GO): nucleoplasm
Source: RefSeq, a predicted model, not a curated record